Molecule: messenger RNA, 2327 nt
Organism: Cinara cedri
Lineage: Eukaryota; Metazoa; Arthropoda; Insecta; Hemiptera; Aphididae
Source: the annotation of a GenBank genome assembly
AUAGUAAGGAGGAGAUGGCAAUGUCAUCGAAAAGUCAAAGUGAUAGUAAGGAGGAUAAAAGUUAUUCCUAUCUUCAUGGCAAAAAAAUGGAAACAUCAUCAGAAAAUCAAAAUGAUUGCGAGGAAUUUGUUAAGCAACAAUCUUUCAUUAAUUGGCAAUUCCUAUAUGAUAGUUUUUCUUCUGAAGAGAUUACAGAACUAUUAGAAAAUAGGGAUGAUGAGAGAUCAGAACUCUGUAAAAAUAUUGCUUUUAGUGGUCUAACAAAACUAGAAAUUUAUAGACUUAUUGUGUGCCAAUUUUUUAUUAAUGAUGAAAAAUUGCAAUACAUACUUAAGAAGUUUCGUUCUGAAGAGAUUAUAGAAAUACUAAAAGAUCAUACAGCUGUUGUUAAUAUAACUUACUAUAAUGAUGAAGAAUUGGAACACGUGUUUAAUAUUUGUAGCUCUUUUGAUAUUCAAUAUACUAUAAAGGUACUAAGUAUUACUCCUGAAAAAUUAAGGCUCAUAUGUAAUAAGUUCAGUUUUAUGAAUGUUAGGGGACUACUAGAAAAUCAGGCGGUUGUUAAGGAAAUUGAUUCUAUUGCUCCUGAGAAAUUAGAAUUCAUAUGUAAUGAGUUUAGUUUUAGCGAUGCUAGUACACUACUAAAAAAUCAGAAAAUUGUUAAGCACCUCAGUUUUAUUGAUAAUCAAACAUUUAAAGUUAUUUGUAAUAGUGAGUAUAGUAAUCGGUCUACUAGUGUCGAUGACAAGAUUAUAAAAUUACUAGAAAAGAAAGAGAUUGUUGAGAAUAUCUGUUCUAUUGGUUAUGAAAAACUUGCAUUAUUCAUACUUAAUAAUGAUGAAAAGAGGAGGUUUUUUCUUAGUGAUGUUAUAAAACUACUAGAAAAUCAGGAAAUUGUUUAUAACAUCAUUGAUUAUAAAAUUCAAGAAUUGAAACUCGUAUUUUAUAGUUAUGAGCUUAGUCCUCAAAAUAUUAUAAAAGUACUAGAAAAUAUUACUCCUGAAAAAUUAGACUUCAUAAUUAAUAAGUUUAGUUCUAGCGAUAUUAAGAGACUACUAGAAAAUCAGAAAGCUGUUAAUAACAUUAUUGAUUAUGAAAUUCAAGAAUUGGAAUUCAUAUUUUGUAAUGAUAAGCUCAGUCCUCAAGAUAUUAUAAAAGUACUAGAAAAUAUUACUCCUGAAAAAUUAAGGCUCAUAUGUAAUAAGUUUAGUUCUAGCGAUAUUAAGACACUACUAGAAAAUCAGAAAGUUGUUAAGGUAAUCGGCUCUAUUACUCUUUGGAAAUUAGAACUCAUAUGUAAUAAUAAGAAGUUUAGUUCUAGCGAUAUUAAGACACUACUAGAAAAUCAGAAAAUUGUUUAUAACAUCACUACUGAUAGAAAAAUUGGUGAAGAAUUGCGACUCAUAUUUGAUAAUUAUGAGCUCAGUCCUCAAAGUAUUAUAAAAGUACUAGAAAAUAUUACUCCUGAAAAAUUAAGGCUCAUAUUUGAGAGGUUUAGUCCUAGCAAUACUCAGACACUACUAGAAAAUCAGAAAAUUGUUUAUAACAUUUCUGAUUAUAAAACUGAAGAAUUGCAACUCUUAUUUUAUAGUUAUGAGCUUAUCCCUCAAAAUAUUAUAAAAGUACUGGAAAAUAUUACUCCUGAAAAAUUAAGGCUCAUAUGUAAUAAGUUUAGUUCUAGCAAUAUUAAGACACUACUAGAAAAUCAGAAAAUUGUUAAGGGAAUCGGCUCUAGUACUCCUACGGAAUUAGAACUCAUAUUUAAGAAGUUUAGUCUUCAAGAUAUUAUAAAACUACUAGAAAAUAUUGCUCCUGAGAAAUCAGAACUCAUAUGUGAGAAGUUUAGUCUUCUAGAUAUUAUAGAAGUACUAGAAGAUCAAAAUGCUGUUAAGGACAUCAAUUCUGUUAACACUAAAGAGCUAAAAGCAAUAACGGAUAAUGUUACUGGUGAGGUGUUUGUAAGUAUAUUUAAAAAUUUUAAACCUAGCGUAAAGUCGUCUUUGAGGCUUGCUAUACCUCUGCGUAGAGCUGGUAAAGUUACAGAUAUUAAUAUCGAUUACUUGAACAACAAGGAACGUAUUUGCGAAGAUAUAAUUAAAUAUGUUCCCCAAAAGCUGAGCAUAUAUACUAAAUAUCCUUUCCCAGGGAUUGGCAUAGACGUUAAAGAUCUUCCUCAAGAGCGGGACAUAAAUAUAGAGUCACUUAUACCACUCUCUACAUUCAAAGGAUGUACUGAAUGCGAAGAACCUGUGUCAAAAUUAUAUAAUUUAUCUCUAGAGCAGGUUAUUGAAAAUAUCAAUCCACAUAAAAGAGCUAGGUAUUCCUAA